This is a messenger RNA of Impatiens glandulifera, 1057 nucleotides long. Its product is annotated as WAT1-related protein At1g09380. The record is from RefSeq and is a predicted model, not a curated record. The transcript has 7 exons. Lineage: Eukaryota; Viridiplantae; Streptophyta; Magnoliopsida; Ericales; Balsaminaceae. Gene Ontology annotation, molecular function: transmembrane transporter activity. Gene Ontology annotation, cellular component: plasma membrane. Bases 9 to 1037 code for a protein of 342 amino acids.
UGUUGGGCAUGGUGAUAGUUCAAGUUGGAUUCGCCGGAAUGAACAUCUUUUCGAAGCUCGCCAUGGAUUCGGGCAUGAAUCCUUACAUCCAUGUUGCUUAUCGCCAAAUCUUUGCCUUCUUUUCCAUAGCCCCUCUUGCCUAUUUAUUCGAAAGAAAUACAAGACCAGCAAUGACCCGACCCAUUAUUCUCGAGAUUUUCUUAUCUUCUAUUUUUGGGGCUACGUUGAAUCAAACACUUUAUUUUGUCGGGUUGCAAAACUCGACUCCAACCAUAGCAUGUGCAAUAUCGAACAUUUUGCCAGCCCUUACAUUUCUUUUAGCAGCCGCAUUCGGUUUAGAAAAGGUGGGAAUGAAAAGUUUGGCGGGAUAUGCGAAGGUGUUUGGAACAUUAACUUGCGUUGGAGGAGCAAUGUUCUUAUCGUUUUAUCAUGGAAAUAUCUUAUUAGGGAAAUCGACAUUUCAUUUUAGUAGCAUUAGCCUUCACAAUGAUCAUCAUGGGAGCAAUUUUUUAUCGGGGCCUUUACUAAUCAUGGCAAGCACUCUUGCUUGGGCGGUUUGGUUCAUUAUUCAAACGAGGAUAAGCGAGAAGUACCCUGCACCAUUUACUAGCUCUUCGAUUGUUUGCUUCAUGGCUAGCAUUCAAUGCAUUAUAAUCGGCUUAUGUUUUGAUCGCAAUCCCUCCUCGUGGUCAUUGGCAAUGCCCAUUAGAGCAUUUUCAAGCAUUUAUGCGGGCGUUGUUUGCACGGCAUUAGCAUUUUGCCUUAUGUCGUGGUGUAUUCAAAAGAAAGGUCCUCUAUAUGUGUCGGUUUUUAGCCCCUUAUUGCUUGUUAUAGUGGCUGCCCUUAGUUGGAUUCUUCUCGAAGAGAAACUAUACAUGGGCACUGUCUUAGGUUCUGUGUUGAUAGUAUUGGGGCUCUAUAUGGUGCUUUGGGGGAAAAAGAAAGAAAUGUUGAAUGUUGGGGUGGAAAUUAACACAUUGAAUAUAAAAGGGGUAAAAGUUGAGGGAGAUGAGAAGUUGGGGGACUUGGAAGUUUGAAAUCCAAUUGAAUAUAAGUG